UCUCCUGCUGUGGACUUGAGUUUAUGUUUAUGUUUUAAAACAUAUUUUUCAAAAACAUAUCUGUUUUUAAAACAUCUGGGUUGGCUGCCACAAACCGUUACUGUGUACCGGAAGUUGUUUUUCCACAAGCGGAAGCUGAUCGCUGCAGCACCGCUGUGGGACACACCUGCAUGGGAGCUGCACGACUUUCGCUCGUUUUGAUUAAAGUCACAGGGAGCUCCAGUCUUUCACUUCACCUGAAAAUGGGGUUUUAGAAUUCAGCAAUGGAUUGUCACCGUUAAGUUCGGCUUACUUCAAAGUGGUCAAAUAAUUUUUUCUUUUAGGAUAAAGCACCAUGUUUCACCACCAUGGGAUGACUGGUCAUUAAUUCUGCACCUGCCAGUUUUUUUGCAGAAAUUCUCUGACCAGAGGAAAUACCUGAUGCAAUAAGUAAUAGGAUACACAUUUGGCUUUUUUUUUUUCGGCCAAGAAGACAGCCAUGUGGCUCUGUUCAGCUCUCAGCAUUUGUUUGCACAGGGGGAAGUAUUUUGUUUUCAUCUUUCUGUCAGUGUUGGUGCUGGUUUGGAUUGCCACCUUUUCUGGUGAAACUGUGAAAACUAUUCUGGGUUCCUCUGGUUUUCCAAUGCAAACAAGAAAAGACAAUCUGAUGGAUAAACCUGACAAUUGGACGUCAACACUUGAUCACCUAUACGUUUCAACACAUAAAGGCAAAUGCCCAGUGGAGUCUCCAUUUCUGGAGGGAGUUAUGAAACUGUCCUUUGAAUCUUCUCUGACAAUGAAGAAUGUAGAGAGUGAAAACAAAAGAGUGCUUGAGGGCGAGUUUGAGCCGUUGGGCUGCACAGCGAGGCAGAGUGUAGCCAUCCUCAUCCCGCACCGCAGCCGAGAAAAGCACCUCCUCUACCUCCUGUAUCACCUGCACCCGUUUCUACAGAGACAGCAACUACACUACGCCAUUUACGUCAUCCACCAGGCUGGCUAUGCAACUUUUAACCGAGCCAAGCUCCUGAAUGUAGGGUAUUUGGAGGCACUAAAGGACUACAAUUGGGACUGCUUCAUCUUCCAUGAUGUGGACCUGAUUCCUGAAAAUGAUAACAAUUUAUACGUCUGCAACGACAAUCAGCCUAAACACAUGGUGGUUGGCAGGAAUGUCACAGGAUACAAGCUGCGUUACAAAGGCUACUUUGGUGGAGUUACUGCUUUGACCAGAGAACAGUUUCAUAAAGUGAAUGGUUUUGCAAACACUUACUGGGGUUGGGGUGGGGAAGAUGAUGACCUCCGCAUCAGGGUUGAGCUGCAGAAUAUGAAGAUUGUGCGGCCGCCGGCUGAUGUCGCCCGCUAUACCAUGGUGUUUCACAAGCGGGACAGUGGCAAUAAGAUAAACCAAGACAGGAUGAAGCUACUAGGAAAAACAUCUUAUAUGUGGAAAAGGGAUGGACUCAGCAGCUGUUCAUACACAACUCUGUCAACUGAAAGGUUGCACCUUUAUAUAAAUGUUACUGUGGACAUCGGUAAGCCAUAGAGUUUUGCUCUCAAUCCCUCAACCCCUUUUUUUUUCUUUUUUUUUUUUUUUUACCAGAACAAAGCUUUAUAUUUUAUGAAGUUACAGCCUUUGAGUGCGGGGGGGAAAAAAAGCUGUUACAAUCUGACAUCUAAAAUACACACAAUGCACAUUGUAUUUAUUGCUGUAUUCAAGGUUAAAUCUGCUGGCAAAUAUAUCUGACAUACAGCAUGUUAUGUCACCUCUACUUCCGGUUUCCAGCUUAAAGGGAACAAUUAUAUAGAUGAUGCAUUAUUAUGUUAUGUUUAAUUUAGUUAUACUAAAAAUCUUGUUGCUAUCAGACAUUGAUUAAUUCACACACAUGCCUUAUUGUUUGCCUGCAUAAUCAUGCAUACGGAUGAUGUGCAUCAUUUUGAUCCAUUGAUGUCCUUAAUGUUUACACACACAAAGUUCAAUCUUUUUUUUGCCUGCUUAGAAAUUUCUCUGUACAGUCUUGUAUUUUUUCUUUUUUUCUCCACAAUAAUUUAUCAUUUUUGCAUGAGCACAACAAACUGUCCACUAGUGGAUUACAUCACUAAUAUUGUUCA
This is a messenger RNA of Cololabis saira (Pacific saury), 2085 nucleotides long. It is a transcript of the gene b4galt4, whose product is annotated as UDP-Gal:betaGlcNAc beta 1,4- galactosyltransferase, polypeptide 4. Gene Ontology annotation, molecular function: glycosyltransferase activity. The transcript has 7 exons. The coding region runs from base 479 to 1519 and encodes 346 amino acids. Lineage: Eukaryota; Metazoa; Chordata; Actinopteri; Beloniformes; Belonidae. Gene Ontology annotation, biological process: carbohydrate metabolic process. The record is from RefSeq and is a predicted model, not a curated record.